Molecule: messenger RNA, 2519 nt
Organism: Pygocentrus nattereri (red-bellied piranha)
Lineage: Eukaryota; Metazoa; Chordata; Actinopteri; Characiformes; Serrasalmidae
Gene: ankrd63
Product: ankyrin repeat domain-containing protein 50
Exons: 1
Coding region: 124-1644 (506 amino acids)
Molecular function (GO): protein binding
Source: RefSeq, a predicted model, not a curated record
CUGACUGAGACUCAGAAACUCUGAAGCUGCCUAUCAACAAAAACCAAAGCAGUGCCAAGACCAAGGCUGUCACACUCGCUCUUGUACCCGUGAGGCUUCACCCGGAGAAGAAGGCACUCUGCUAUGCUGAGGCCCAAGGAUCUGUGCCAGGGCUCUGGCACUAAGACCUUCCUGGAUGCCAUGAACAACGGCAAGGUGCACCUGGCCCGCUUUGUGCUGGAUGCCCUGGAUGGGCGGAUCAUCAACUCAAAGACAGAGAGCAGCCGCACACCACUAAUGUUCGCAGUGUGCCUCCAGGAUCAUGGCACCAGGUCCAAAUUCACCCAUCUGCUCCUAGAGAAAGGAGCAGAUGUUAACAGUCGAGAUGAGCAUGGACGCACGGCCCUCAGCCUGGCCUGCGAGCUGGGUCACCUGGAUGCUGUUAAGAUCUUGGUGCAGUUCAACGCCGACCCUGAGAUCACCGACAGCUGGGACAACACCGCCCUGAUGUAUGCUGCCUACGGAGGGCACAGCCAGGUCCUGGAGUUUCUGAUCAGGGCUUUCAAGAGGCUUGGGUUGAAGCUGGACCGCACAAACCAUGCAGGGCACUCUGCCAUCCAGGUAGCCGACUACUUAGGACAUAUCCAGUGUGUUCAGGUGCUCAGCGGUGUGGGGAAGAAGGGGGUGAGUUCCAUCGAGCAAGCUGAAGAAAAAGAUGGGGAAGUGCAAGGAGAAACUCCCCAGCCCAAUCGUCUCCCGAAGCAAAUCCUGGAGCGAUUCUCAAAGCAGUUCCAUGGCAAGAAUGAAGAACCACUGCCAGCUCUGUUUCAGAAGCAGAUGUGGAUUGGGGAUAGUAACAAUGAAAAGAGGCGCUUCAGUCAGCAGCAGUCACCUGACAGAACAAACCCAAGCUACCACCAAAGUUUGAGCAGAUUCUCAGAGAGCCAGUUCACAGAGGAUGACCAGCAUACCCUCUUCACCUCAAAACAGAUCCAGAACUCUGCUCUAAGAGAGGUUGGUACCACAAGGAAGCUUAACUUCAACUCUCAGAAAGUGGAUGACAAGGAUGAUAUGCGGGAAAACACACCCAUGUGGGGGAAAGCAAAGUCAUUUAACUUGGACCUCAGGACAGGUAGAAAACAGUCCUACCAGGGAGACAUGCGAGACAUGAGCCAGACAGCCAGCAAACUCAAACGAGCCUCACUUCAGGAUGACAAAGCUCUCAUUGCCAAGUUUCCCUGCCACAGCAGCACUUCCUCAAAGGCAACAUACUUUGAGAAACUAACCAAACCGUCGACAGAACUUCAAAAUGGAGGUGAAGACAGAGACUUAAAGCGAGGCACUGCCAGCAAAUCUGGAAGGCACAACAAGCUGCUCUUGGGUAGAGAGGAAAUUGCACCAGAGAGAAUUAAAGCUCGGCCUCAGGGUUUUGGUGGACUUGGGACCAGGCUGCUGCGACGGUUCACAGCACCUGAGUUCAUGAGGUUGGUCAGGGACUGCCCCUCUGCCACGGGCUCAAGCAAAGGGAAGAUUGCUCGAUCAGAGACAUUCCCUCUCUCACACACCCAUAAGAUGGUCAACAGCCAGCCCAGUGUUGACAGCAUCAGCGGUGUGAGGUGCGAGUUUGAGGGUAGUCCUCCUGUGAGUCGUCCUACUCCACACUGAAGUCAUUUUAGUGGCCAUUGGGUAGCAAUAACCCAAAAACAGUUCUACAGGGAUCACUUGCAGGGAUGUCAUUUGAAGGCACUUGUUUCGAGCUACAUUAGGCAGUUAUCAAAAAGGUAAAACCUGCUGUGUAGUUGUGAAGUUGCCUAGGUUACCAGUAUAUAUGAACUUGAAUAUAAUGAAUAUGUAACAAUAUGUACAUUUGUCAGUUGUGUGUGAGUAUGUACAUGCAUUAGUGUCUGCUUCAAUUUCCUGAAGUCAGACUGAAAGAUUUUUUAAAGCACUUUUAUGCCACAGGUUUACAUAAAGUUAUCUAAAACUUAGUGUUUGCUUUGGUUUUUAGAAGGCAGACUUAAUUAUUUGUGUAUUUAUAUAUUUAUUUACAAUUUCAUGACCCAGGCUUAUGUAAGAUAAGUUGUCUAAUCCUUUGUGUUUUUAAUAGUUUUGCGCCAUAGGUAAGAAAAGUGUCUAAUGUAAAAUUGUCUAAACCUUCUAACUGCUAUUUCUAAUCAUUUAUGUUAUGAUAUCUAUUCAUGUAAUUUACUGAGUUCUUGUAAUUAAUGCAAUUUACACUCCUUACUCUUUACAAGAUUUCUGUAAAAUCAAGGCUUUAAAUGUGCUGAUAUACUGCAUUGUAUAUAUUACUGUUUUAUGUAUGUAUGUUAUGUAUUAUGCUUAAUUUGUUUGCAGAUAAGAGAAAUAUUGUGUGUAAAAUGAACUCCAAACCUUGUGAAAUUCAACUGUGGAACCAACAUGCAGCAAGCAUAAGUGCAUAGUUGUGAUCCUGUGAAGCUUUGCUUUGCAUAUUUAACUAUGCAUAUUGCGAAUGUCAAUCAUUUCUAUUCUGUAAAUAAAAGUUAAACACAUAUUCAGUA